Molecule: messenger RNA, 2385 nt
Organism: Hippocampus comes (tiger tail seahorse)
Lineage: Eukaryota; Metazoa; Chordata; Actinopteri; Syngnathiformes; Syngnathidae
Gene: galr1a
Product: galanin receptor 1a
Exons: 3
Coding region: 306-1352 (348 amino acids)
Biological process (GO): positive regulation of cytosolic calcium ion concentration; negative regulation of adenylate cyclase activity; G protein-coupled receptor signaling pathway
Cellular component (GO): plasma membrane
Molecular function (GO): galanin receptor activity
Source: RefSeq, a predicted model, not a curated record
CAGCUUGGUUGCGCGCGUUUGUUGCGCACGCAUCAGGUGUGCACCUGGAGACUCACAUCUGGAUGACUGAUUAACGCUCCAAAGAAAUCUUGAAUGUUUCCAUGCAAUUCGUAUUGUGAUGCAACUAUUGGCGUACAUCGCGGGAUUUCUGAAAGCUCAAUCGUCCGAAUGUUCGUGCGGGAGCUCCCGUGACGCACUUGGACAGCUGACAUCUAUUCGAACAAAAUACAAGGCACAGAGAAGCAGAGGCGCACAAAGAGCUCGGGUCGGUUCGUCUGGUAACCUUUCAAGUUCACAAGUAAACCAUGAAUCUUACAGAGUCGCAGUGGCUCAUGGAAGAGCCGUGGAACCCGAACCGAACAGAGGAAGAGCAACUUUUAUUCGGGAUCGGCACGGAUAAUCUCAUCACGCUGGUGAUUUUUGCUCUCAUCUUCGUGCUCGGUGUGCUGGGUAACUCCAUGGUGAUCACUGUCCUAGCCAGGAGCAAACCGGGAAAACCACGCAGCACCACCAACAUCUUCAUCCUCAACCUGAGCAUCGCAGACCUGUCCUACCUGCUCUUUUGCGUCCCUUUCCAGUCUACCAUCUACAUGAUGCAAACCUGGGUCCUGGGCGCCUUCAUUUGUAAAUUUAUCCACUAUUUCUUCACGGUUUCCAUGCUGGUCAGCAUCUUCACCCUCUCGGCAAUGUCUGUGGACAGAUACGUGGCCAUCGUACACUCCAGAAAGUCCUCCAGGAUCAGGGUGGCCAAACAUGCCUUCAUCGGCGUGGUGGUCAUUUGGAUUCUCUCCCUGUCCAUGGCAGCGCCCAUCAUGUAUUACCAGAACAUCAUUCAUGGGGGAGAAAAUCUAACAUUUUGCUGGGAAGUGUGGCCGGACCAAAACCAGAAAAAAAUCUAUGUGGUUUGCACCUUUGUUUUUGGCUACGUUCUGCCACUGCUGCUCAUAUCUUUUUGCUAUUCAAAGGUUUUAAAACAUUUACACAAAAAACUGAGGAAUAUGUCCAAAAAGUCUGAGACAUCAAAGAAAAAGACAGCUCAGACGGUGCUGGUUGUGGUGGUGGUCUUCUGUCUGUCGUGGCUCCCUCAUCACGUGGUUCACCUCUGGGUAGAAUUCGGGACCUUCCCACUGAACCAGGCUUCCUUUUUGCUGCGGAUUGCCGCCCACUGCCUUGCGUACAGCAACUCAUCUGUCAACCCAGUCAUCUAUGCUUUCCUGUCAGAAAACUUCAGGAAGGCUUAUAAGCAGGUGUUCAAAUGCCAAAUUGGCACCGAGGACGUGCUGUUUAAUGAGAUUAAGGAGAUCCGCAGCAAGGCAGACGCACCGCCUUCAACUAACUGCACCAACGUUUGAUUUAGAAAGUGUGCACAGAAGCGUACAUAUAAUUCAUGGCAACUGUUUGACUAAAACUGAGUUUAAGCGCAACAGUGACAGGCCAAGUUUCAGAUAUUCCGUGGAUGAAGCCACGGCUGUUCCACUUAAGCGCUGUAAAGUUUAAAUGAUUUGCACAUUGUUUUCGAUAUGAUACAUAAUCAUGUCAAAUGUUAUCCGCUCUUGACUAAUCUUUCUCUUUUGGGUGAAUCUGAAAUUGAGGCAUGCACGCUCACAAAUCCAAAUAAUGUUAUGCUAGUUUGGCAAGCAUUUUGAAUGUUCUUCCUUGAUGAAGAACUGCGCUGGGUAGUGACGCGAUGGAACAAUGAAGGCUCCUAAAUUUAGGUCAGAGCCAGAUUAUGGUUCAGAAGUACUUGGAAAAGAGACUUUUCUUCAUGGAGAAUCAUUGACAGGCCUUUACUUGCAUGCACCAUCACUUGCUACUCGUUUUUGGUCUUGCUUCUCACCUUUACUAAGUGAAAAUCCCGCUCUAUUAGAUUUAGAUCAGGUAAGUGAAUUUUCCAGGGAAGACUAUCCAGGUUGUUUUUGUUUUUUAGGUUCAAACAUUUUUGUCGAGCAUUAAAAAAAAAAAAAAAAAAAAACUCAUGAAGGCAAGUGGCCUUGUAGUUAGGACAUCUGAUUCACAAUUCGAAGGUUCAGUGUUUGAAUCUUGGCUACCUGGCUUAGUUACUUCUACCUGAUGAAUGCAAAGGGCCAUCAGUUUGAUACACCCUUCUGAAAUAACAGAUUUACUCAAAUUACCUUUCACUAUGAAUUAGUUAAAAUCUAGACACUGAUCACGUUCAUAAUUCCUCGGAAUAAUUAUCAACAACGAUUGAACCAAGUAGCAAUGGAUAAAUGUCAAUAUGCAACACUUGGUUUCCAUAAAUCACUGCAACUGUUUUCAUUUUCAAAUGAUCAUUUCAACACCAUUCCUAGGAAAUCACAAUGACCCAUCACUGGUGAUCUGUAUUUAGAACAGGCCCGUGGGCGGAUCAUCAGGUCCAUAGGGGCG